Drosophila erecta is the source of this 3035-nucleotide messenger RNA. RefSeq lists its product as uncharacterized. Bases 60 to 3026 code for a protein of 988 amino acids. Gene Ontology annotation, biological process: regulation of transcription by RNA polymerase II. The record is from RefSeq and is a predicted model, not a curated record. Gene Ontology annotation, cellular component: cytoplasm; nucleus; transcription regulator complex. Gene Ontology annotation, molecular function: DNA-binding transcription factor activity, RNA polymerase II-specific; RNA polymerase II cis-regulatory region sequence-specific DNA binding; protein dimerization activity. The transcript has 8 exons. Lineage: Eukaryota; Metazoa; Arthropoda; Insecta; Diptera; Drosophilidae.
GGGAAAAUAAUCUACUGGGCAAUUUUAAAUAGGGGGCUUCGAAUUCUUAUCAGCUAUCAAUGAUGCAAUGGUCUCCUCAGCCGAUCGCUCACAGAACCCGUCCACCUCUCUGUAUUUUCCAGCUAGAGAACAUGGAGGGUGCCAGUCGCAGCAGGAACUCCUCCACGAGUCACAGUCAAGGUCGCGGCCAGGACAUUGAGGAUCUCAAGCAAGACAUUCCCUACUUUGACGCACCGCAGGCCCUCGAUUCCGAUCUUCUUGAUCUGGGCAAGAGCGAAUGCCAGCUGGACGAGCUGGCCUGGGAUCCCGCUGCGGAUGUGGAUGCGGAAGUGGGUGCGGAUGUGGGUGCGGAUGUGAAUGCGGAUGCGCCGCUAGAGACGGCUCCCGCCGUCGAGCUCGAGGAGGACAACUAUCCGGAUGAGAAUGAGAGCUCGGUGCUUGGCAGCGACUAUGCGCCCAGUGGGAGUGGCAGUGGUGAGAACAGUUUCUAUCAAUCGCCCACGCCCUCUGCCGCCGGAUCCGGUUGCGAUCUAAUGCUCCGACCGCCCUCCAGUUCCAUGUACCACUUCAAUUACCGAUCGCCGGGUAGUCCAAUGCCUGCGGCUUCAGGAGUGACCAACUCUCGUGGUCUGCAUCCGUUUGCACAUCCCCCGGCGCAUGGCAAUCCGUCUGGUUUCUAUCCGAACAUGUGGUAUCCGAAUGCACCAUACGGACCGGCAGCAUCCGCAGGAGGAGCCGCGUCCGGUGGCAGGUACAUGGGCUACGGACCGGGCGGAGUGCCCGGAGGAGCCAGUUCUGGGCCCGGUGCGGCUCCGGGAGCAAUGCAGGCGGCAUAUCCUGGACACUCGGCCCACAUGCAUGCGCUGCACCAUCAAUAUCCGCAGCCACAUCCGCACGCCCACCACCCGCAGCAUCCGCAUCAUUCACCACAUCCGCACCACCCGCAUCCGCACGAGACCAUGAUGGAGAUGUUUCAGCUCUCGAAUAGUGGUCGGGAGGCGCGAAACCGGGCGGAAAAGAACCGGCGAGACAAGCUGAAUGGAUCCAUCCAGGAACUAUCCACAAUGGUGCCCCAUGUGGCGGAGUCACCACGUCGAGUGGACAAAACAGCCGUUCUGCGCUUCGCCGCCCACGCAUUGCGAUUGAAGCAUGCCUUCGGCAACAGUCUGAUGCAGCAGCGACCACAGAUCACGGACACCCUGAUGGACAUGAUGGACAGCUUCUUCCUCACACUCACCUGCCAUGGCCACAUACUGCUGGUCUCGGCCAGCAUUGAGCAGCACCUGGGCCACUGUCAGUCGGAUCUGUAUGGGCAGAGCAUCAUGCAGAUCACCCAUCCCGAGGACCAGAACAUGCUCAAGCAGCAACUGAUCCCCACCGAGCUGGAGAACCUCUUCGACGCCCAUGGCGAUUCGGAUGCGGACGGUGAGCCCCGCCAGCGGAGCAAAGACGAGGAGGACGCCAUCGAUCGCAAGCUGCGCGAGGACAGACGCAGUUUUCGAGUGAGAUUGGCUCGUGCUGGUCCCAGAUCGGAACCCACCGCCUACGAAGUGGUCAAGAUCGAUGGCUGUUUUCGGCGUAGUGACGAAGCGCCACGCGGCGUACGCUCCAAUCAUUUCAGCUCCAAUAUGCAGUUGAUCAGGAGGACGCGCGGGCGUGAUGAUGUCAUUCCUCUGCACACCAUUAGCGGCAACGAUAUCAUUCUGACUGGCUGCGCCCGGAUCAUCCGUCCGCCAAAGAUCGCCAGUCGGCUGAUUGAUGCCAACACAAUGGAGUACAAAACCCGCCACCUGAUCGACGGCAGGAUCGUCGACUGCGACCAGAGGAUAGGUAUUGUGGCCGGCUACAUGACGGACGAGGUGCGCCAUCUCAGUCCAUUCACCUUCAUGCACAACGACGAUGUGCGCUGGGUGAUCGUGGCCCUGCGGCAAAUGUACGACUGCAAUAGUUCUUAUGGCGAGUCCACUUACCGGCUGUUCACCCGCAACGGGAGCAUCAUCUACCUGCAAUCGAAGGGCUAUCUGGAGAUCGAGAAGGAGACGAACAAGGUGCACUCCUUUGUCUGUGUGAACACGCUGCUUGGCGAGGAGGAGGGCAAGCGGCGGGUGCAGGAGAUGAAGAAGAAGUUCUCGGUGAUCAUCAACACCCAGAUACCGCAGGCGACCAUCGAUGUGCCCGCCUCCGAGCAUCCGGCUCUGCUGGAGAAGGCCGUGCUGCGGCUCAUCCAGAAUCUGCAGAAAUCAGGCGAGAAUGGCUGCCAUGGUGACGUCGAUGAAACACAGGAUGACGACGACGAUGAGGAGGAUGAUGAUGAGGAUCAGGACGAUGGCGCACGCAGUGUGUCCCAAUUCGGCGAUCCCUAUGAUAGCCACCACGGUCGAUCGAAUCGUGGUGCCUCGGCACUUUCCUCCCACGGGCAUGGUAGCUCCAAGACCCCGCCCCUGGCACUGAUUCCACCGGAAACAUGCUCCGUCAAGUCGUCGAUUUCGAAGAGCAUUAGGGUGGUGAAUGUAACGGCGGGCAAACAUCUGCGCGGUGUCCACGGAUCCACGGCGACAGUCAAUUCGCCUAGCUCCUUGGGCAGUUGCACCUGCAGCGAGUCUCAUUCGCCCUGCGACUUCUGCCAGGGUUCACCCCCGCCCGAUCCCCAGGCGGUUGGGUCCACCCUAAAGAGGAGCAGCACUGCUCUGACGGAGACCGAGGAGAAGCAGCCCAAGCGGCGCUUUAUGCCCAGCACUGAAAUCGAGCACGUGCUGCACACGUCACUGGACCAAAUCGGGCGAAAUCUGACCCAACAACUCAAUGUGGCCAGGAAUUUGCGGGAACAGAGCCAGCUUUUCGAGUUGCCCCAUGCCAACCAGCGGUUCGAUGAGAUCAUGCAGGAGCACCAGAAACAAAGUGAACUGUAUGUGAACAUCAAGAGCGAGUACGAGGAGCAGCUGCAGCACAAGGCCACCACCCGCAAGUCAUCGGAGUCGGAUCGAAAUCAUGAGGAACAGCCGCUUCAGGAGGACGACCAGAACUAGAGAGAUGGG